Dentiscutata erythropus is the source of this 456-nucleotide messenger RNA. Lineage: Eukaryota; Fungi; Glomeromycota; Glomeromycetes; Diversisporales; Gigasporaceae. The record is from the annotation of a GenBank genome assembly.
AUGAAUUUCUUUCAUAGUAAAAAAACACAAAAAAGUAAUCGCGCAAGAACAAACCAACGUCCUUUAUUCCUUUCCCCUCCUUUUAUUGAUGCUUCUUUAGUAGAUGGAAGUUUUAAAAAAAUUGUUGUUUUACCAAAAUAUGUGGAUGAAGAUGAGUGGCUGGCUGUAAAUGUCUUCGAAUUUUUUAAUUAUCUUAAUAUGUUCUAUGGAACGGUUACCGAUUUCUGUACACCCACUAAUUGCCCUACUAUGAGUGCUGGUCCAAAAGUUUUUGCACACAUUUAUUAUCAUCAUUAUGAACAAAUUUUACAUCUUCGUGAAGAAAAGCAAUUUAAUUCUUUAUUUGCCCAUUUUAUUUCAUUCGCUAAGGAAUUCAAUUUAUUGUCAGAUAAGAAAGAAUUAGCUCCUUUGGAGGAAUUGAUUACUUAUAUGGAGAAUAAUGGUAGAAUUAGUUAA